AUGCCAAACGAGGCACGAACUCCUCUCGUUAAUGCCGAGCUUGGUCAUAUGCAGCCGGCGCAGCAAAGUAUGGGCAGAGCCACUGCGCCGUCCGCACGUCAGGCAGUCAAUGAUGAUGCGUUGAUGUCUGCGCAAGAGCAAACCCCAGCUUACCGGGCUCUCUAUGAGAACAACCUCAUCUGCAACCAGUACCGCAUACGGCAAGUCGAGGACCUGGAUGUCAUCAAGGGCAACUGGGACCUCAACCAGAGCCUGGUGGCACAGUGUCUGACGUGCCACGGCUGCUGCUGCUUAGUCCAGUUCUUCGUAGUCAACGCCGGCUGCAUCCGAAGGGGGCGGCAUCAAAACGGUCAGUACAUGUUCUUCGGCCAGGGCGUUCAUGUCUACCCUUCGCCUUACAUCACUGUUGACCGGACUGAUGUCCGACUGACAGAGGGUGCGAUCAUCCAUGGGACGAAGGCUAUCGUGACCGUGACGCAGGGCUUUGUAGGGCUGGCCAUGGACAGAGGGCAGCCGGUACUUCUGCCGCCAGGCUUGCACCAGUGGAAUUCGCCGACGAUGGAGUUCGAGCGCCUUAUCGACCUCGCCUCCAGCGUCAUCUGUCUAGGGCCAUACACGCUGAUUACUGUGGAUGAGGGCUACGCUGCCGUGACCCAAGAUAAUGGUGAGCAGAAAAUCCUGGAAGGAGGCCGUGCCUACAUGCUGACCCACAGAAAUUGGAAGUUCGAGAAGUUUAUGACGAAGAAGCUGCAGACCAACGAUGUGGGUCCGAUUCAGGUCACCACCGGCGACAAUGUGCCCCUGGAGGCGACUGCGACGGUGAACUGGGUGAUCGAGGACGCCCGGCUUGCCGCGCGCAUGGCGGCGAACACCAUGUCGGAUGUACGAUCCAAGAACCAGUCUCAAAUGGCGGCCGGGGAGUUCGAUAUCUCCAAGCUGCGGCAGGAUGUUCUGCGUCAAGUGACUGCCUCCCUCGCAGCCUUCAUUGGCUCCGUGAGCUAUUCUGCACAUGGCCAUGAGGCCAUGGUGGCCCGAAAUGAGCAGGAGAGGAAGAGAGAGGCCGGCGUUGAGGUGGACAAGGAGGGUGGCCGAAGGGCCCUUUUCGAUCCAGAUCGGAUGGCACAAUCUGCGGACCAUGCAAAUGCCAUUUGCGAGCGCUAUGGUGUCAAGAUCCUGUCCAUCAACCUCAUCUCAGUGUCUCCGUCCGACCGCGGGCUGCUAGAUGCCCUGAGUAAGGGCGCAGUGGCCACAGUGGCAGCAGAGCAGACGGAGACAGCUGCACGAGGCGAAGCUCAGGCUUUGCUGUUGAAGGCCAAAGCCGAAGCCGAAGCUGCCAGGAUCAGGGCAGAGGGCGACGCCCGAGCCGAGGAAGUUCGAGCUGAGGGAUCCCUGAAGGCCGCCAAGAGACUCGAGGAUUCCGAGGUGGCCAUCGCUUUGGCUAAGAUGAAGACGGCAGGCGGCUGCCUCAAAGACGGCAAGGCGAACUCCUUCUUCUUCGGCCUGAAUGGCGCGGCCGACAUCCCAGGAGGAAUGCUUGGCACUGCCGCUCUGGCAAAUGUAGCCACCUCACAAAAGUGA
Symbiodinium sp. CCMP2592 is the source of this 1578-nucleotide messenger RNA. The record is from the annotation of a GenBank genome assembly. Lineage: Eukaryota; Dinophyceae; Suessiales; Symbiodiniaceae.